This is a messenger RNA of Impatiens glandulifera, 948 nucleotides long. Its product is annotated as ras-related protein Rab7-like. The record is from RefSeq and is a predicted model, not a curated record. Lineage: Eukaryota; Viridiplantae; Streptophyta; Magnoliopsida; Ericales; Balsaminaceae. Bases 130 to 756 code for a protein of 208 amino acids. Gene Ontology annotation, molecular function: GTPase activity; GTP binding. Gene Ontology annotation, cellular component: vacuolar membrane. The transcript has 7 exons.
AAUUACUCGAUUUAGAGAGAAAGAACGUGGACGGACGGACGGCGGGAGACCGUAGGCCUGAAAUUGAGUCUCCUCUCCGGUUAGAUUCUUUUCUUUCUCUCUCUUUUUGCAGCGAUCUUAAUCGCAACGAUGCCUGCUCGAAGGAGGACGCUCUUGAAGGUCAUAAUUUUGGGCGAUAGCGGGGUUGGGAAGACGUCAUUGAUGAAUCAAUAUGUUAAUAAGAAGUUCAGCCAUCAGUACAAAGCAACAAUUGGAGCUGAUUUCUUGACAAAAGAGGUUCAAUUCGAUGACAAACUCUUUACUCUGCAGAUCUGGGACACAGCAGGUCAAGAGAGAUUUCAAAGCCUUGGUGUUGCAUUUUACCGUGGAGCUGAUUGUUGUGUUCUUGUUUACGACGUUAAUGUCAUGAAAUCAUUUGACAAUCUCAACAAUUGGAGAGAAGAGUUCCUUAUUCAAGCAAGCCCUUCAGAUCCUGAAAACUUCCCGUUUGUUGUUAUAGGGAACAAAAUAGAUAUCGAUGGUGGAAACAGUAGAGUGGUUUCUGAGAAGAAGGUUAAAGCUUGGUGUGCCUCGAAAGGUAGUAUUCCAUACUUUGAAACCUCAGCCAAAGAGGGUAUCAAUGUGGAAGAAGCUUUUCAGGUCAUAUCAAGGAACGCUCUAAAGAGUGGUGAAGACGAGGAAAUAUAUAUGCCGGAGACAAUCGAUGUUGCAAGCAGCAGUCAGCAAAGGGCAGCAUCGAAUGGGUGCGAGUGUUGAAUGGGUGAGAAAUGAGAAUACAUUGACGAUAUUCUUUAUCGCUUUAUUUUUUUAGUAAACACAAACGCGAGCUAUAUGGAUCACUCAACUAGAUUUUUUUAUUUUAUCUUGAAGUUGUUCAAAUUGUUCUACUUUCUUGUAAGGAGUUGUUAUUAAGAUGUGGUCAUUGAACAGGUUUGUAAUGGAGUAGUU